This is a messenger RNA of Melitaea cinxia (Glanville fritillary), 1716 nucleotides long. RefSeq names its product transmembrane protein 184B (gene Tmep). Lineage: Eukaryota; Metazoa; Arthropoda; Insecta; Lepidoptera; Nymphalidae. Bases 16 to 1233 code for a protein of 405 amino acids. The record is from RefSeq and is a predicted model, not a curated record. Gene Ontology annotation, biological process: transport. Gene Ontology annotation, molecular function: transporter activity. The transcript is spliced from 7 exons.
UUAUUUGUUUACAGGAUGAGUUCAACUGACACAAUAAAUGUGACAGCACAGCCAAUCUCUGAGAAUACACACGAGAUGCUGACUUCUGUGUUCCUCGAGACCCGGUCUGCUCAGGUCAUUGCGGGCAUAUUUGUAUGGGCCGCAUUAUUCAUAACUUGCCAACAGAUUUAUCAACACCUGCGCUGGUACACAAACCCGUCGGAGCAGCGUUGGAUAGUACGCAUAUUGUUUAUCGUACCGAUCUAUGGCUGCUACAGUUGGAUCUCGCUUCUCUUCUUCAAUGGCAAUUCGUAUUAUGUUUACUUCUUUACGGUCAGGGAUUGCUAUGAAGCGUUCGUGAUCUACAGUUUCCUAUCCCUAUGCUACGAAUAUUUGGGCGGGGAAGGUAAUAUAAUGUCUGAACUGCGUGGGAGGCCAGUACGAGCGUCAUGCGUUAACGGUACCUGCUGUUUAUCCGGAGCCACUUAUACCAUCGGCUUCUUGAGGUUCUGUAAACAAGCAACACUACAGUUCUGCCUUAUUAAGCCUGUCUGCGCCUUUAUCAUCAUAUUUUUGCAGGUUGCAGGACAUUACCACGAUGGUGAUUGGAGUCCUGAUGGAGGCUACCUCUAUAUAACGAUAGUCUAUAACUUCUCUGUGAGUCUGGCGCUGUACGGUCUCUUUUUGUUCCUUGGAGCGACUCGUGAAAUGUUGAAACCGUUCGACCCCGUGCUUAAGUUCUUCACUGUAAAAUCUGUCAUCUUCUUAUCAUUCUGGCAAGGUGUAGCGCUGGCUAUCCUCGAGAAGGCCGACGUCAUAUCGCCGAUCAUCGACUCGAACGGCCUGCCGACCACGGCCGGCACGGUGUCGGCCGGCUACCAGAACUUCCUCAUCUGCAUCGAGAUGCUGGCGGCCGCCGUGGCGCUGCGCUACGCCUUCCCCGCCGCCGUGUACGCGCACGCGCACCGCGACCCGCACCGCUCCGUCACCAUGCAGUCCAUCUCCAGCAGCCUCAAGGAGACUAUGAACCCGAAAGACAUAAUGACAGAUGCGUUCCAUAACUUCCACCCUCAGUACCAGCAGUACACCCAGUACAGCUCCGUGAUGCGAGGCGCUGGUAUUGGCACUCGUGGCUCAGAAGAAGGAGCAGCGUUGGCGCCUCGACCACCACCCCAACGUGUAGCAACCAUCAGCCAUGCCACAAACUAUCACGAAAAAACGACUCUACUCAGUUCUGAUGAUGAGUUCCAGUGAGAUAAUCAACAGUGUUACCAUGUGAAUACCAAAUAAAUUCGUACACCGUUUUAUUAAAAAACCGGAGGCAUGCAAAACUGAGUCAUUUUCCGGAAAUAUCUUGUAAAAUACAAAGAGUAAUAUCUAUAACUCUUGUUCUUUAAAUAUUGCUAACUUUUUUUAUUUUUUAAUAUUGUGUGGUAUAUUUCUCUGAACGUUCCUAUGCUAUCUGAAAAUUGAGAUAAAUUUUUGAACUCCAAUUAAAAUUAAGAAAAAAAUCCGAUCUUCCAAAGCUGUUGACACGAUGUGAUUUUUUUUUUUAGUUUAUGACGAGAUAUAUUACAAAAAAAAAUAUCCUUUUUACGACGACAAUGGCGCGCCAAGGUUCUAUUGUAUAGUUAUAGAUUAAAAAGAAAAAAAACUGCUCGUAGUUUUGUAACACUGUAACAGCGGUGUACAGAUAUGUAACAUUAAUCAAAGAAAAUAAAAUGAAUUGAAAUAUUA